This is a messenger RNA of Heteronotia binoei (common prickly gecko), 939 nucleotides long. RefSeq names its product olfactory receptor 10G6-like. Gene Ontology annotation, biological process: G protein-coupled receptor signaling pathway. Bases 1 to 939 code for a protein of 312 amino acids. Gene Ontology annotation, molecular function: G protein-coupled receptor activity; olfactory receptor activity. Gene Ontology annotation, cellular component: membrane. The record is from RefSeq and is a predicted model, not a curated record. The transcript has a single exon. Lineage: Eukaryota; Metazoa; Chordata; Lepidosauria; Squamata; Gekkonidae.
AUGGAGUGUCCAAAUCAAACAGCGCCAACUGUGUUCAUCAUCUCUGGUUUCUCAUUCCCCAAUGAACUGAAGGUGCCACUGUUACUUUUCUUCUUGAUCAUGUACAUUCUGGCUCUUUGUGGAAAUUCCCUGAGUCUCUGGGUGGUGGCAUCUGAUGUCCAGUUGCACAAGCCCAUGUACUGGUUCCUCUGCCAUUUGUCCAUCCUGGAUAUGGCUUUCUCCUCCACUGUGAUCCCUAGAGUGAUCGCAGGGUUCUUCCCUGGUGGGAACAUCAUCACUUUUGAGGAAUGUUUAUGUCAGGUAUUCUUUUUGCAGUUUCUUGGAUGUGCUGAAAGUCUCCUUUACACCGUUAUGGCUUACGACCGGUUCAUUGCUAUCUGCAAGCCCCUCCACUACAGCCACAUCAUGCAUUGGAGAGUCUGCCUCACCCUCUGUUUGGGUUCCAUGAUCGGAGGCUGCCUGAACUCAGUGUUAGAGACGACCCUCACCUUUCAAUUGCCCUAUGGAAGGAGCAACCAGGUUGACUACGUCUUUUGUGACGUCCCUGCCCUGCUGAAGCUGGCAUGUGCAGACACAACUCUCAAUGAGAUGGUGAUCUUUGUGGAUGUCGGCCUGGUGGCCGUAGCCUGCUUCAUGCUUAUCCUGGCCUCCUAUUUCUAUAUCGUUUCCGCCAUUUUGAAGAUCAACAGCAGUGAAGGGCGUCGCCGGGCCUUCUCCACAUGCUCGGCUCACAUCACUUUGGUGAUGGUAUUUUAUGUGCCAGCUAUUUUCCAUUACAUGAGGCCAGGGUCUCAGGACUACAUGGAUAGUGUGGUGAGCAUGUUCUACACCACAAUAACUCCAUUUCUGAAUCCUGUCAUCUACACAAUCAGGAAUACAGAGAUGAAGGCUGCUCUGUUGAAACUAUGGGUUGGGAAUCCCAAGGAAACAGCAGCAUAG